Molecule: messenger RNA, 705 nt
Organism: Penicillium canescens
Lineage: Eukaryota; Fungi; Ascomycota; Eurotiomycetes; Eurotiales; Aspergillaceae
Product: methyltransferase family protein
Exons: 1
Coding region: 1-705 (234 amino acids)
Biological process (GO): C-terminal protein methylation
Cellular component (GO): endoplasmic reticulum; membrane
Molecular function (GO): protein C-terminal S-isoprenylcysteine carboxyl O-methyltransferase activity
Source: RefSeq, a predicted model, not a curated record
AUGGAUCGAGCAGGCUCUGCAUUACUCGCCAUUGCGAUGACAGUGGCAGGCUACCUCAGCGUGCUCUGCGCCACGCCGCCAAAUCCUCCCCCCGAACAAAAGGAUCGCCACCGAACAGAUCGCAUCAAUUUUAUUGCGGGAAGUUUCCCAACCAUUGUGCGCCGGAUUAGUAUCACUGCCAUCAUGUAUCAUGCGCUCCUGACAGCGAUCCCCCAAUACGCCCCUGCUCGCUUGUCGCAAGUGUGUCCCCUGUCCCAGAAUACGAAUUCGGACCUUUUCACGUGGAGUUUGACGACUCUGUCUGCCCUGGGACUCAUAUACCUCGGCGCGUAUAUUCGUCUCUCGGCCUACGGAGGACUCGGAAAACACUUUACCUUUCAACUGGCUGCACCGGAUGACUUGGUAACAACUGGAGUGUAUGGCUGGAUCCAACACCCCAGCUAUACGGGUAUGGCUAUGAUAGCCAUUGGGUGUGUGACAUUAUUUCUACGGUGGGAUGCCACGCCAGCUUGUUGGAUUCCCGCGUCGGCACUAUCUCGGUGGCAUGGGUGGGGAGUUAGUGCGAUCGCUGGACUCGUAGGGUUUGGCCUCUGGGUUUUAAUAAUGCGGGUGCGAGACGAAGAAGAGAUGCUGAGGCAAAAUUUUGGGAGGCAAUGGGAGGAGUGGCAUCGUUCAACUAAAAGAUUUAUUCCAGGUCUUGUUUGA